GUUUGGCGGCGCUGCUGUCGCAGAAAAAUCACCAAAGCGUCAAACAAGCCCCCUUGGUAUUUUUUGAUUGUUUGACGUUUUUGGGGGGGUUGUAGCGUCCCCCCAAAGUCAGGUGUACAAAUGUGUGCUAAACAAUUAAAUUAAGUGAUCGUUACCACGUUAAACUUUCGUAAUGGCAAGUGUUAUUUCCCUCUCGAGUGCAUCGUUGAACGCUUCCCCCAAAAACACCGAUUCUCCUGUGACUGUUCUAACCCUAAGUUCGGAAAUACACCGAGUUCCCGUGAGUUGGGACGGCCACAAAGGUGCCAAAAGGACGUCCAAGGUCUUGGACUCUGAUAACACCCCCAAUCAUUACGAAAAAGUCAAAGAAUGGAUAGAUACGACCAAGUACGAUGAUCUGGGGCCCCCUAAUGAGAAUAAAAGCGUUUGUAUCCGCUAUGAUUUCGAUAAAAGCGAGAAAAUCACAAUAAAUGUGCCGAAAUCAUGUUUUACGCGAGUCACUCCCUUGUUUUCUUAUAUGGAACAGGCCAAAAAAGCGGCUCUGAGUGACGAGAAAAAAAGCCAGGAAUGUACAGCAAAAGUCAAUGGAAAUUUAAACUUUGAAACUCCCCUAAGCCCAGAAAGCCAGAAAAAGGAACUUUGCAGUUACUUACAGCUAAUGAAACCUGGCGAAAAGAAACAGAAGAAACUGUUAUUCGGAAACAGACGAUCGAAGCGAGUCAAGAAUUUAGUCCAAAACCACCAAAAAACGUGUUCAGAAAACGACAUAAACACCUUCCCCACCCUCAAAUCAUUCGAAGAUUUGAACAUUUUUGAGUCGAAGAAGAAAAAAGAAACGCCCAAUAAAUAUUUACCAUUGCCCCCAAAGUCAAAAUUUAGCGAAUUUGUUGAUUUUGAGGACUCGGUUCGUAAGAUUGUCGAAAGUGUCAAGUUGAGGAGUAAAGUGACAAAGCGCCGAAAAUUUAAUUGGGGGCUCAAAUCGCAUCAGUUUAAUUUCAAACGAAUUAAUUCACUACGUAGCAAAGGUCGGCUCAGGUUCAUUUCUUUGGAUCGGCUCAUUUUGCGUAAAAGUCGGAAACGGCGGAAAAAAUUUCUCAAGAAAGAUUCACCACAAAAAAAUGCAUGUCCCCACUGUGAUUCGGUGGAGAAACAACAACGUUGCGAAAUCGUCUCGGUUCAUACGAAUUCGGAUGAUGAAAAUAUCGAUUUGAAAAAUUUCGUUGACGAUAUGUUAGAGUUGGAUAAAAUGAGUGAAGAGCACAGGAAAAGUGUGAUCGAGACACGAAUCUUGGCUUCCAGUUCGAUUACCAACCUUAUAAACAAACAAAUGGCACAAGAAGCCGAUGUCCAGAAGGCCUACAAAAUUUUUGCCGACUUGUCCGAAAAGAAAACCACAGAAGAGAAGGAAAAUAAAGAUCUAGUCACUGAUUUUGUUCUCAUUGAACAUGAUUAUGCAAAAAUUGGCGAAUUACCAAGUCAGGUGGAAGAAAUUAACGAACUAACUCACGAAGAAUCGGUCAAAAUUAGCGAACCAUCAACUGAAGAAGAUCAAGAAUCGGCCAAAAUUAACGAAUUAUCAACGGAGGAAGAAGAUGAAGAGUCGGUGCAAAACAGUCUUAGCCCUGUCCCUAUUCCGGACCUGGAAGUGCUCCCUGUUAACACAGACAUUGAGAUCAAAUCACUGCAUCGAAGUCUCACACGGACGAACCGCCGAAAGUUGUUUUUAAAUAAUUACGGACUUCAUAACUGGAAUUCCGGCUCACAUUCGGAUAAUCGAAAACUGAACCAUUCAAUUUCAAUAACGAAAGAAGACGGUGCUGUUUUAAGAGGUUUUUACCAAGAUUUUAAUCUGGUCAUUGUCCAGGAGAAGUCGGUUUCGUUUUGGACGCAGAGUGCGUUGGGGAAUGUCCUGGGGGCACAAAAUAUGUGGAUCCCCAAAGGACAAAUCCAGAGGAUUCCCCUGAAUAGCACCUAUGUACAAAAAGAUGCCAAUGAAAUGGUCAUUUCGACUGAGACCAGUGUGGCAUACGUUGAAUUAUGGACCAAAGAACACAAGUCAGAUGUGAGGGAAGUACCGGUUGCUGAUGUUUUCGCGACGGUUUAUUUCUGGCGCUUGCGGCAGAGCGGGUUGGAGAAGAAGGCGUUGCAAUUGGAGAAUAUUAAAGGAUGCGCUGAGGAUGUGCGAUAUUGCGUCCUGCGGUGUUACCCUCGCAUUAUCGUUUGUUGGCAAUUGGUCCAAGGCAACGAAAAACGUACAAAAAUCCAUUCUUUCCAUUUAGCGGCCGAUUUUCAGACCGUUGCCAACAUUAGCGAAAUACAACCGGUUGAACAUUACGUAUCGUCGUUACACAACAUUGAUGAUUGUGACAGUUUAAUCAUGGGUUGUGGCGAAAGUAAAAUCACUUUGUGGAAUAUCGAAUAUGGUUACAUCGUUUCCAGUAUUGAAUUGUCGAAUAUCAAAUCGCCUUUGGCCACACAUUGGGUCAAGUGUGAUAGGGGUUUUCUGUUCAUGAUCCAAGAGUGCGCUGAUUAUGAGUUGCGUUUGAUUGCAAUAAAUGGGAUGAAUCAUUCGUGGAAAAAGCUCCAGAAUUUCGAUCCACCAACUGGAUUUGAAGGAUUGAAAGGAGUUUGCGUUGAAAAUGGCAUAGUGAUAGCCUACUAUUCGCAAGGUAUUUUGUGCUGGAAUGCACAAAGUGGCGAACCAAUAGUCGAGGAAGUACCAAAUGAAUGUGAAUAUAUUCCUUCUGGGAAACAUGUGAUAUUGCUAAUUGACGAAAAUGUCAUCGUACGGAAUUCGUUAAGCCAUCUAAUAACAGAUUUGUAAGAAUUUGUUUCCUAUUUGUUGUUUUGUUGACUGAUAUUAGGUACUCUAGAGUGUUAUUAUUAUUAUUUAUGUGAAUAUAAUUUAGUUGCAAUUGUGCAGUUUCCUGUAAAAAGAAAUUUGCUAUUUUGACGAAUAAAUAUUUUCUAUGAAAACAAA
Messenger RNA from Tribolium castaneum (red flour beetle), 2980 nucleotides. RefSeq lists its product as hypothetical. NCBI's taxonomy places the organism in Eukaryota, Metazoa, Arthropoda, Insecta, Coleoptera, Tenebrionidae. Gene Ontology annotation, molecular function: protein binding. The record is from RefSeq and is a predicted model, not a curated record. The transcript has 5 exons. Bases 173 to 2824 code for a protein of 883 amino acids.